CGAACCUGGCGGCGGGCGCGGCGACGCGCGCGGGGAUCGGAUACCUCAUGAUGCCGGUCACGGUGCUUAAGGUGCGCUACGAGAGCAGCUUGUACGCGUACACGUCGCUGGUCUCCGCCGGAAGGGAUAUCUUCCGUGUCGAGGGCGUGCGCGGCUUCUUUAGUGGGUGGGGCGCCACUGCUGUGCGCGAUGCGCCGUAUGCGGGACUGUACGUGCUGUUCUAUGAGCAGGCGAAGAAGUCGCUGUCGCGGCUGCAGAUGCGGAGGGUGGGCGGCGGGGCGAUGGACGAUAACACGGCGAUGGUGAUCAAUUCUGUCAGUGGGGCGGGUGCGGCGGCGGCGGCUACGGCGGUCACGAAUCCGUUCGAUGCGCUCAAGACGAGGAUACAGGUCGAUCCCGAUAAGUACCGCAACAUGCUUACGGCGGCAAAGCUGGUGUGGAACGAGGAGGGUCCCGGGGGCAGGCGGUGGAAGGGGCGAGCACUAUUUGAUGGGCUGGGAUUGAGGGUGGCCAGGAAGGCGAUCAGCUCGGCGUUGGCGUGGGGUUUGUACGAGAGGAUGGUGAGGUAGACGGGAUGGCGUUAUUGUUUUUGUCACGAGAGGGGGUACCCGGUUAGAACCAUGUUACUUUUGUCGGAUGCUGUAUGAUACGUUGGUCGGCUUGUUUGCUGGCGGUUUGGUCGGACUGGUUGGUUUGGACUGGUGAUGCCGAUUUGAUGAAUCCGUAGACUAUUUCUACACCACCACCACAUAGCACUGCUACUAGGUACCGCUACCAAUACCGCACUACAUCCGCGCAUGACAUGAGAGCGGUGUAGAUGCGGUAAGAAACUACACAUUAUUCAAGUCGCGACCGUACCAGAGCAGCACAAU
Messenger RNA from Tricharina praecox, 872 nucleotides. RefSeq names its product mitochondrial carrier domain-containing protein. Gene Ontology annotation, biological process: glycine import into mitochondrion. The annotation marks the transcript as partial. Lineage: Eukaryota; Fungi; Ascomycota; Pezizomycetes; Pezizales; Pyronemataceae. The transcript has a single exon. Gene Ontology annotation, molecular function: glycine transmembrane transporter activity. Gene Ontology annotation, cellular component: mitochondrion. The record is from RefSeq and is a predicted model, not a curated record.